Messenger RNA from Aspergillus wentii DTO 134E9, 3868 nucleotides. RefSeq names its product cohesin subunit IRR1. NCBI's taxonomy places the organism in Eukaryota, Fungi, Ascomycota, Eurotiomycetes, Eurotiales, Aspergillaceae. Gene Ontology annotation, cellular component: chromatin; nucleus; cohesin complex. The transcript has 3 exons. The coding region runs from base 96 to 3755 and encodes 1219 amino acids. Gene Ontology annotation, biological process: sister chromatid cohesion. The record is from RefSeq and is a predicted model, not a curated record. Gene Ontology annotation, molecular function: chromatin binding.
CGAGCUGCGGUGUAGUUGGUACUCUGGAACCCUGCAUCGUGUUCUCUCAUCGCAUUUGAAAAAAAAGUAUUCAAUGUGUGGUCAUCCCGACAGCCAUGGAUACUGAAUCGCGCCCCUCCAGUCCUCAAGGACCAUCUCAAAAUCACCCCUCUACCCCGCAAACAGAUAGAAGAAAGUCUGGCCGAGUCGUCCGCAAACCCGAGUUAUUUUCCCAAACCUAUACCCCCACGGAUGCUACAGGCGGGGCCAAGCGCAAGCGUGGCUCAGCUGCUCGUGAUGACAAUGAAGAAGACGAGGACGAUGAGGGUGGUCACGAAGACGCGUCCGAGUCGGACAAUGAUGAGAUCAGUGAUGAAGAGCCAGACGAGGAAGAGCUGAAAGCGAAGAAGCGCGCAGCGCGCAAAACAGCGGCCAAGAAAGCAGCCUCCGGAUCCAAAGGAAAGGCCAAACCACGAACACAUGCUGCGAAGAAGGUCAAGAUAGCUGGGAAUGGAAUUGGAGGCCAGCUAGUCUUGCGGCCCGCGACCAAUGGAAAGGCAGCUUCUCGUCCCAAGAAGCCCAGAGUGCGACCCAGUCUUGCUGCUGGCGAAACCGGUCUAUACGGGGAGGUCUUUGGAAAGGGCCAUGCCGUUGAUACCGCCGCGGCGGAGUGGCUUACGCAUUACCAGAAAAACCAGUCGACUGCAAUGUGCGACAUGGUAAACUUCAUGCUCCGAUGUACCGGAACCGAUCUCGAGGUAUCCACUGAGGAUGUCGAGGACGUUGACCACGCCCCGGUGCGUGUCAAAGAUAUACAGGACCAAUAUUACGCCCAAGGCAUCUCCGAAUACCCCCUCAUCUCGAAAGCAAGAAAGUUCAGGGCCUUUCAGCCAAUUUUGGAAGACUUCUUCACUUCACUGAUCCAGACUUUCCACCAUUCGUCAGUUCUGUACACCGACGAAAAUCUAUUUGAAAACAUCCAAAUAUGGCUCUCCUCCCUGUCCACUUCAUCCUGCCGACCGUUUAGACAUACAUCGACCAUCGUCUCCCUAUCAAUCAUGAACUCAUUGUGUGAUGCCGCGCGCGAAUUGAUGACUACUGUUUCUACUUCCCGCAAACAACUUGAAAGCGAAAAGAAGAAGAAGUCAGUGAAUAAGGGAAGAGCGGAUGCCAUCGAAGCAUCUGUUCAAGAGAACGAAAAGAAAUUGGAGACCAUCGAUGAGUUCCUCAAAGACGGGUUCAACAUUGUGUUUGUUCAUCGUUAUCGGGAUGUUGACCCAAGGAUUCGCUCCGAGUGCAUGGCAGCUUUAGGACGGUGGAUGCGCACUUACAGAGAAUACUUCUUUGAAGGGCAAUUCCUUCGAUACUUUGGCUGGAUCUUGUCAGACGCCAAUGCCCCAACUCGCGCUACAGUCAUAGCCCAGCUUCACAGUCUGUACGAAAACAAAGACAACAUUGUUGGCCUGCGCUCUUUCACCGAGCGUUUCCGUCACCGCAUGGUCGAGAUGGCUGCACAGGAUGCAGACAUCGGAGUGCGUGCCUCUGCUGUUGAGUUACUCGAUCUGAUCCGCGAUGCGGGGUUGAUCGAACCCACCGAUGUUGACACGGUUGGCCGGCUGGUAUUUGAUUCGGAGCCUCGAAUUCGAAAGGCAGCUGGUUCGUUCUUUGUCGCUAAUGUUCAAGAUGUAUUCGAUUCCACCACCGAGGAAGUGGGAGACGAAAUCAAUGAGAUGUUUGGCGACGAGGACGAAGAUGAUUUCGAAUCCCCCAAGCGUUCAUGGAUCAAAUUCAAAUGCUUGACUGACAUUCUUCAAGCAUACGAUGAGCAAGAGAAUGAGCUAAAACCAGAAAGGACAAGCUCCGCACCACGCGAUGCACUUUCUGGUGCCCCGGUCGACUCCCGAUUUGUCCUUGCAACUGAGGCUAUCUACCCACACUUUGAGGAAUUGGCUCAAUGGCAAUCGUUGGCAGGCUAUCUUCUUUACGACCACUCGCAGAUCGAAGAUAACCCCUCGGAGGACGAUGCCUCUGGAAUAGUCAGGAACAUGUACAAGAUGCAAGAAGGACAAGAGGUGACCCUUUUGGAGGUGCUAUGUUGCGCAGUCAAACUCCGGGUUCUCGACGUAGCCAAAUCGGACAUCGACAGGAGGGGUCGCAAGGUCAAGGCCUUGACCGAAAAAAUCCCCGAAUUACAGGAAGAGAUUGCACAUGGUCUUGCACAGAUUAUCCCGCAGCUUCUGAACAAAUACGGCUCUGUACCCGAAGCUGCGUCUGCAGUUCUCCGACUGGAGCACUUGGUUGACUUGGAUAAGAUUCAGGACCUCCAGAAGGAUGCCACGGCUUAUACUUCGUUACUGAAUGAUAUCAACAAGCAAUUCCUCACGCAUUCCGACCAAGAUGUCCUAGCAGAAGCAAGCGUCGCUUUCCUCCACGCGAAGAGCUCCGAUGACAUGCGGGAGGCUCUGGAAAGCAAAGUUCAGGAACUAUGGGAUGACAUGGUGGACACGCUCAGUACGUUGUCUCAGAAGAAGGAUGUUCAAGAGGGUAGCUCGAUAUCCAUUGGUACCCUAACCGAGCUCACCAACACUGUGACAAGGAUUUCCAACCUCGCCAGUGUCACUGACUGUGUACAAAUACUUGAAACGGUGCCCUCGUCUCGGUCAAAAGGCAAGAAGAAGGGCAACCUGGAGGCACCUUUUAAUGGUCUUAUCCACCUUGCGGAGCGCGGCCUUCUUGGCGAGGAUGAGGAUGAGGAUGUUGCCAAGGCAGAAACUGAAUUGGUCACAAGUAGUAUAAGAACGCUGCUCUUCUAUUUUAUGUGGAAGGUGCAGUCCAUGGCAACAGCCUUGGGUGCUGGGAAAGCACCAUUCAGCACAGCAUACUUUGAAGCCUUGGCGAAGGGCCGUGAGACUUUCGUUGCGACACUUGUCGCCAUCAUGCGGAACCGCUCUGGCUUGGAUGAGAUACGCUUUGCGGCAACCACAACACUUUUGGACUUGCAGACUUUGUUUGGUACCCUUCGUCACGCUGGACAGACUGCAAGUAAUGACGAAGAUGUUCUCCUUCAGACCCAAGGCUUGGUUCACGAGAUUGACUCUAAUGCGCAGGCACUCGUGGCUAAGAUUCACGGAGUAGCUGAACGCACAUAUGCUAAGAAGUCACGCCGACCGUUGGAACCUGCUGAGGACGACGCACCGGCGUCUGAUGAGUCAGAUGUCGAAAAAGACCCUUCGGAUGACGAAGAAGAAUCGGGAUCUGAAGAAGAAGCAGUACGCCAUGAGCGCCUGCGGUCCACUAUCAUUGCAGAACAGAGGCUAUGCGAACUGACUGGUAAAAUUGUCCUGGCCAUUAUAGGCCGCAUAAUCGACGCUUCGGGAUCGCAUCAGGGCCAACUGAAGCAAAGAAUCCUGCGGCACAAAUCUCACCUGGGCCAGAACUACCGUGAGGUUCUGUCUUUCCUCGAUGAACGUAAACCUAGGAGUGCUCGAACCCCUCGGUCCAAGGGCAAACAACCCACAAAUGAGGAUACAGGCAAUGACCAAGGCGGUUCUGGUAAACGUUCAAACGAGCACAAGUCUGCCGAAAAGGUUGACAACGAGGACGAAGGAGAUGACGAUGGCGACGAGGACGUCAAUGCGGAAGAAGACGAUGAAGAGGACUUGCGAGCCAGAGGUCUCGUUGAGGAGGAUAAUAUCGACCAAGAUAACGACGAUGAGGAAGACGCAAAUCCUACAGGACAAGAUCCAGAAGAUGAGGAUGAAGUGAUGGGCGACUGAGACAAUUGAAACCACCUACCUCAUAUCUUGGCCUGUCUUGCUUGAUUUUCUAUCUCCUAAAUCUCGGAUUCCCACCAUGAUUUCGCUCUCUUCUUCUCCUAUCCAAUGCACAC